AUGUUCAGUCGCGUGUUAGUCGCCUUGAUGCUCGCGGUUUUCGCAGCCGCAGUGCUCGCGAAGGAGGCCACUGAAUCGACACCGACGCCGACGGUCAGCCGAGUCAAGAGGAGCGCUCUCUACGGAGGCUAUGGUCUCGGUUACGGAGGAUACGGAGGGUACGGUCUCGGAUACGGCGGCUACGGAAGCUACGCAUACCCGGCCUAUCGCUCCUACACCUACGGAUAUCCUGCCUACUACAGCGGCUAUGGGGGAUACAGCGGCUACGGAGGCUACGGCGGAUACGGUGGCUACGGCGGUUACGGAGGAUAUGGGAGCUACGGCGGAUAUGGAGGAUACGGCGGAUAUGGAGGAUACGGUCUAGGUUACGGAUAUUGA
Messenger RNA from Galendromus occidentalis (western predatory mite), 378 nucleotides. RefSeq names its product prisilkin-39. The transcript is spliced from 2 exons. The coding region runs from base 1 to 378 and encodes 125 amino acids. The record is from RefSeq and is a predicted model, not a curated record. Lineage: Eukaryota; Metazoa; Arthropoda; Arachnida; Mesostigmata; Phytoseiidae.